CCAUUUCAGCGCCGCCGACCACUGCAAACGGGGUCUUCUACGGCUCUACUCCAACUCCUCUAGCUGCCGACGACACGGCCGCUGCGUGAGUGUUUUGUCAUUUAUUUUUGUUAGUGUUUCUUUUUAUUUUUUUCCACCGUCGUAAUCUACGUAGUAGACCACGUUGACGACGGUAUCGCAUCGGGUUUACAGUUAGUCACGUAACAAACGAGUACCGGUUUUUUAAAUUUUCAAGUUUUCACAUUCUUGUCGCCGCAGCAGGAGCAGAAGCAAGUGUACGCCGCCCACACGAUUCGCCGAAAUAUAAUUUUGAAACUUGUCAAGACUUAAAGAAACAUGUCUCAUCGCGACUGGGAUCAAUCAUGCAAAGUGUACAUUGGUAAUUUGGGCCAAAAUGGUACUAAACAUGAAAUUGAAGCAUCAUUCACAAAGUAUGGUCCAUUGAAAAAUACUUGGAUUGCUAGAAAUCCACCUGGUUUUGCUUUUGUUGAAUUUGAAGAUCCUAGAGAUGCUGAAGAUGCAGUCAGGGGACUUGACGGAACCCGCAUCUGUGGAGUUCGUGUGCGUGUUGAAAUGUCUAGUAAUAGACCUCGUGGUGGACGCGAUGGUCGUGGUGGUGGUGGAGGGGGCGAUCGCAGAGGUGGCGGUGGCGGCGGCGGAGGAGGUGGUGGAUACAACAGAGGUCCUCCACGCUACAAUGAUAGGUAUAAUGACAGGAAAAGGAUCAUUGGUUUUCGCCCAUACUAAAAAAAUUUAUCAUCCCAUCUUAUAAAAAAAUCUCACACUGACAAUAUGACUUGACCAACAAUUUUCGUACUUCGCUCCAUCAAUUCUACCGAAUUGAAAUACCGUAACGUGUUAUUUAACAUCAUGCGGGUGGAAACAGCCUAUUCUACACUAUUCUACAAUAUUCUUCCAACGCCUCUACCCUACGAUCAACUCUUCACAAGCACUUGUAUGCUUUCUUGGCUGUUUUAACGUCUCCACUCACACUCUCCAUCUAAACAACAUAUGGUAUUAUUUAUUCUUUCAUUGAAAAUUGAGAGUUGUAAGUUAAAAGGUAUUUAGUUUUUUGUUUUGUUUUUUUAAACAAUUACCUAUGACAUGUUUUUUAUAAGUAUUUUUAAUAGGAGCUGUGAUAAGUAAGUAUAAUUAAUAUUUCCCUGUGAGGAAUGGAUAUGGUUAUAGUAUGUGUUAUUAUUACGAUAUAUAACUAUUUAAAUUGUAUUUUAGAUCACGAUCGCGAUCUCCCAAACGCCGUGCACCGCCUUCACGGUCACGUUCAAGGAGCUACUCACCAAGACAACGUCGUACGUCACAUUCCUAAGAUAAACCUUUUAAACAACGAUGAUACAGGUUCCAUUUAAUAUGAACUUUAGUACGCCCCAAUUUAUUAUUGUUCCCUAAACAUAAAACUUCAAUAUUUUCUGUUAGUAUUCUACAGAAAUCUUAAUGAUUUUUUUUUUUUUAAUGAUCUAAUUUGUAAUUUUUUUUACUCAAGAUCACUUGGUAUUUCCAAAAGAUCACAUCAAAAAAUUUGAUAGCUUUAUAAUAAGUUGACUUUUGUAAGUUAUUUUUAUUCAUUGUACCUACCAUUAGUUUGGUUUACUUAAAAUAUACAAUACACUUAGAUAAAUAA
Metopolophium dirhodum (rose-grain aphid) is the source of this 1639-nucleotide messenger RNA. RefSeq names its product RNA-binding protein 1 (gene Rbp1-like). NCBI's taxonomy places the organism in Eukaryota, Metazoa, Arthropoda, Insecta, Hemiptera, Aphididae. Gene Ontology annotation, cellular component: nuclear speck. The transcript is spliced from 4 exons. The record is from RefSeq and is a predicted model, not a curated record. Gene Ontology annotation, molecular function: RNA binding. Gene Ontology annotation, biological process: mRNA splicing, via spliceosome. Bases 337 to 747 code for a protein of 136 amino acids.